UACAAUUAAAGAAAAGGUUAAAAAGAAAGUAAUGGGUGAACAUAAAAAAAAAGAAAUAAAUAAAAAUACGAAUGAAAUUACACAAAAUUACACAACUUCAAAAAAUAUUAUACAUAUAGGUGAAAUAUUAGCUGAAAUACAUGUUGAAUACGAACUUCUUCCAAGUUAUAACUUUAAAUUUGAUUGUCGUUGUUGGGAAACGGCCUCAAAGAUUUAUACUGAGAAUAAUGAUUUAUGUUUAAGACCAAUACCAUGUCCAAUAAAAAAAGAUACAUAUUGGGUCAUAUUUUCUAUUCAUCAUUUAGUUCAUUUAAAUGAAGUACAAUUAAGAAAAUAUUUUAACUAUGUAAUCAUUUAUCAUAUAUUUUAUGGAAGACAAAAAUUUUCAGAAAGAGCUAAAAAAGAUAAAGUAAAAGGAUUUUAUAUAAAUGAUAAAUCUAUUGAUAUAGGACAAGAACAUUUUCUUCAAAUAUAUCCUCUUGAUUUCUAUAAUUCUAAUUCUAUUGCAUCUUCAACAUUAACAAUCCCAGAACCUACAAUAAUUAUAGACGAAGUUUACGGUGAUUUUAGCAUCGUCACAUAUCUUGAUGUGAUACCAGGUUAGAAAAAUGAUUUUUAUAUAAAUUUAUUCAAAUAAAGAAAUGAUAAUUUAUAAAGCAAUGUAUGAAUAAA
Messenger RNA from Apis florea (little honeybee), 672 nucleotides. RefSeq lists its product as uncharacterized. Lineage: Eukaryota; Metazoa; Arthropoda; Insecta; Hymenoptera; Apidae. The record is from RefSeq and is a predicted model, not a curated record.